UAUUUUUUAUGUAUAUUUGUAGAUUUAUCCUCAGUGAAUUACGCCUUGCUCAGACCAUGAUUUUUGCAAUCGAAGAAAUCAACAGAGACAACAGCUUGCUCCCAAAUAUCUCAAUUGGUUACAGGAUUUAUGACAAUUGUCUCUCAAGAUUGUUCUCUAUGAAGGCAGCCAUGGCUUUGAUGAAUGGUAUGGAAAUAACAGCAAAUGGUGAUUGCACUGGACAAGCCGCAGUACAAGCCAUCAUAGGGGAGUCAGAGUCUUCUCCUACUAUAGCACUUGCAAAAACUACAGGGCCUUUUAAGAUCCCAGUGGUAAGUUAUGCUGCCACAUGUGACUGUUUGAGCAACAGAAAAGAGUACCCCUCUUUCUUCAGGACCAUUGCAAGUGACUACUACCAGAGUAGAGCAUUGGCAUAUUUGGUCAAGCACUUUGGCUGGUCUUGGGUAGGAGCAGUGAACAGUGAUAAUGAUUAUGGCAACAGUGGAAUGGCCAUUUUUCUAAAUGCAGCCAAAGAGGAGGGAAUAUGUGUUGAGUACUCUGAGAAGUUUGACCGGUCAGAUACUGCCAAAAUCAUGAAAGUGGCAGAUAUUAUUAAGACAGGCACAGCCAAAGUAAUUAUCAUAUUUCUUGCCCACUUUGAUUUGAAAAUUCUAAUAAACCAGCUUAUUCUAAAAAAUGUCACUGGCUACCAGAUGAUUGGUGUUGAGGCAUGGAUUACUUCUGUCAAUGUAAUAACACCAGGAAGUUACAACAUACUGUCUGGAUCCAUUGGUUUUGCUAUAGGAAAAUUGAACAUUGGUGGUUUUGCUGACUAUGCUGUCAAUGAAUUUUGGCAAACCGCAAUCCCUUGCUUGCAUACAGAGGGAAACAUUUCUCAGACUGAAAACAACUGCAGCAAAUAUAAAGAUAUUAUUCCAUUAAAAAACUACAGUGAAGAUAUAUCUGAACUGAGGUAUGCAAAUAACAUGUACAAUGCAGUUUAUGCUGUGGCACAUUCUUUACACAGUCUGUUGAGAUGCACGGAAAACCAAAGUUGUAAGAAAGACAAAACAAUACAACCAUGGCAGGUUGUUGAGUCUCUAAAAAAAGUAAAUUUUACUACCAAAUUUGGAGACAACAUUUUCUUUGACAGCACUGGGGCAACACCGGCAAAGUAUGAUGUGGUGAACUGGCAACGAGGGUUCAAUGGAGAAGUGCAGUUUAAGGUUGUGGGCUAUUAUGAUGCCUCUUUGCCAAGUGGACAACAAUUUGUCCUAAAUACUGAAGAUAUACUCUGGGCUGGAGAGAAAAUAGAGAAGCCAAGGUCUGUGUGCAGUGAGAGCUGUCCUCCAGGAACCAGAAAAGCUGCACAGAAAGGAAGGCCUGUCUGCUGUUAUGACUGUAUACCAUGUGCAGAGGGAGAGAUCAGUAACCAGACAGGUAAUUUCAGCAUUACCAACCCUCUCACUGGUCCUGUAUGCUGCGCCACACAGCAUUUGGGAUCACCUUUGUCCUCUGUAUCUCCUGUGUACUGGGGAAAACAGUAG
Ictalurus furcatus (blue catfish) is the source of this 1526-nucleotide messenger RNA. Its product is annotated as extracellular calcium-sensing receptor-like. Gene Ontology annotation, cellular component: membrane. Gene Ontology annotation, biological process: G protein-coupled receptor signaling pathway. Lineage: Eukaryota; Metazoa; Chordata; Actinopteri; Siluriformes; Ictaluridae. Gene Ontology annotation, molecular function: G protein-coupled receptor activity. The transcript is spliced from 5 exons. The record is from RefSeq and is a predicted model, not a curated record. Bases 9 to 1526 code for a protein of 505 amino acids.